AUGGAAGAAGAGAUUGCAAAGCUAGAAAGCAAAGGGAUCUUCGAGCUUAUCCGCAUUAGCGAUAUUUCGAAAGACAAGCGCAUAUUCCCUGGCAAAUGGGUGUAUGACAGCAAGAUUAUGAGCCCACAGAUGACCGAUCUUAUAAAGCCCGAUGAGUGA
Messenger RNA from Aspergillus chevalieri, 159 nucleotides. RefSeq lists its product as uncharacterized. The transcript has a single exon. The record is from RefSeq and is a predicted model, not a curated record. Lineage: Eukaryota; Fungi; Ascomycota; Eurotiomycetes; Eurotiales; Aspergillaceae. Bases 1 to 159 code for a protein of 52 amino acids.